Molecule: messenger RNA, 1539 nt
Organism: Porites lobata
Lineage: Eukaryota; Metazoa; Cnidaria; Anthozoa; Scleractinia; Poritidae
Source: the annotation of a GenBank genome assembly
AUGGCCGUCCUUUCUGUAAAUGAAAGUGCAACUAAAGCGUUUUAUGCAACAGCUUCUUCAAGUGGCUUUUUCACUCCUCGAAGACCAGGUACAUAACUGAGCGCCCACGCAUUUAAGAACCCGUGCAAAUUAAGGUGCAACAACAAAUUUGGUUUCAGAGAACUACAAGCUUGAGUAUUUAAAAUCCUGUAUUAGUGGUUUAAACAAAAUUCUUCUAUCUAGUAAAAGAAGUUUUGCUUUGCAUGGCCACAAAUUUGUCAAACAAUACAUGUAGCAUUCUUAAGGUUGAAAUACAUUCUCGCAUUUCAGUACAGUAUAACAACAUUUUUUUUCUUUUGAAUAAAGUCGGAUAUUCUUCAAUCAUGACAAAAAAGCAUAGUUUUAUGAAAGACAAUGAAAUAUGACAAUAAUCACCACAAAGUAAAAUGUCGAGCUCAAUGGGAAAGCAAUACAGUGGUGAGACACAGUGCUGGUGUAUGAAUUCCACAUUGGAAUACCAUUUUAUUAAAGGCUGAAAAAAUGGUAUGCACUUUGAGAAACAUAUCUAUCGAGCGAAAAGUACUUUAUUUGGUUGAGAGAAAACAGGGAACUCUCCAUUUUCGGUUGUUCUUUAAAAUAUUCUUUCGUUUUAUCAGAAACUGGAAUAUAGAUUCGAAGUUUUCACUUGUGAUUCUGUCAAUAUACAAAUGACCCAUUUGCAUGGAAGUCUAUGUUAGUCAAGACAGUUUAUUUGUCAUGCUUUUCAGUUUGUGCGAUGUGCUCGUAGUAAUUAGAGUUAGUAAAUCCGAGACCCUUGUUCGUGAUAAACAGUUCUCAGGUUAUGGCUCGUAAGCAAAAAGCCUUUUUCAUAUCCCUCUCAAUGAGAAAUAGUUAUCAACGAAAGUAGACAGAGAGCUGUUACAGUAGUCGUAAGACAAAUAUGCUCUCAUACUAUAGUAAGCGUUCAAGGAAACAGUAUCCUAAGAGAGUGAGUUGAAAAACUGAAAGACAUUUUGAGAAAGGAAGGAUGUCUACAGAAUUGUGCUUCGCUUGACAAACAAGCAGUUGUUCUGAUAGCCUCUAACGUAACGGGACAAAAGACCAUGAAAUAGCUGAUCAAAUAUUAUUUUAACGUGGGCCUUUAAAGGUCAUUUCCUCCGCCCUGAGUUUAUGCCCUUUUGUGAAAGUUGGGCAUGGGGCCCUUUAUUAACCCUUUCACUGCCAAACGUGGCUAAAGGCAAAUUCCUACCAAAUUUCCAAAUUUCAUUUUCUAAUAUUUUGAGAAACAAAUAGCAUCGUGUGAAAGUACAGGCGGAGAGCUUUCAUUUGAAUGGUCACAUCAUAGGAUUUCGUCCACACACAAAAGUGAGAGUCACCUUACAAAACUCCAUCAAACACUCUGGCAGUGAAACGGUUAAGAGAAUACAAAAUUUAUCAAUGUUUGAGGAAAACAAGAUGGACAAAGCACUUCCUUUGGGCGGAAUGUUGUUUCCUUCUUAUGUCUUAUGUGACUCUGACUUGAUAAGAAUUGAAGGUGACAUUGAUUACAAAAUUCCUUGA